CCUACACCAUCAUGGACAGCUGCUGCCCCGUGGUCGGCGUGGACAUGCUGCCGUCGAAGCAUGUCCCCGGCGACUUCGACCUGGACACCAUCAUAAAUUUUAGAGAGCAAAAGAAAGAAAGAGCUGGGCCGUCAGUGGCUGUCCCUCGGUGGGGGGAACCUUCUAACGCCUCAGCCAGCGAUAUCAAUCAGUCUUCGUUCAACGAGUCUGCUAAUACUUCAGCCUCAACUUCAGCUCCUUCGACUUCAUCAAAGAAGGAAAAAAAAGCCCAGCCUCCUCUACGUAUGCCAAAGACAGAUUAUUCGCAAACCCUUCGCCCAGCGCCCGAGCUCACCGAAGCCAACUUCCCAAGUUUCUCUGCUGGACGCGGCCGUGGCUUAGCGAGCAGCUUAAACAAAAUGCAUAUUGGAAAACCAAAGAAGUAAACGUAGACAGUCUACCUUUAAUCUUGUCUUGACCUGUACUCAAUCUUGACUGCUAACUUUAUUUUAAGACUUCCUCUUGUGCUGUGGGACUUAGAUACAAAUAUUCUAUUAAUGUUUACACUUCGUGUAUCUAAUACACUUUAGUCAGGACUUGUUACCCUUUUAGGAUUAUUGUGUCUACAAAAUUAUUGGGCGAGCUUAUAUGGCCGACAGGGUAUGGUCAUUUAAUGGGUGAAAGUUCGAUAUGGAUAUUUCUAUAAUGCAGCUAUUCAUCACUAUCGAAUAUGUAUUUAGAAGCUAAACUUUAGCCAUGUAUGCUCGCUAUCGUGCAUUAUGGGUGCAUAAAAAAUAAAAUUAGUCUCUUGAUAUGACACCUUUACAUUUCGGUCUUGGUUCGACUUUUACGUGCAUUUAUCUGCUAUGUAUGUCUGAUAUGGAGUAAAGCAAGUAUUAAUAAAAUAUUUCAUAGUAAACAAUAGAAUAUUCAGUAGUAAAUAACCGUAUAUAAUAUACCUUAUAAUACUAUAUUCCUGUGUAUAAAGCUUGGAUACAUUGUGGUGAAAUGACCCUCAGUGACGCACAACGCUCGAACUACUUGACGCCACGUUGUCGCACUGUGUCAAGCAUGACAUAGAUUUACUUAACAUUUUCCUUUAUCCGAGAGCGACAUUGUGUCUCUCGGGUGUACCACAAAAUUGUACAACGUUUUAGGUACCAUGCACUUCAUUUGUUGCCUAGUGUGUCCAAUGUUUUAACUUGACUCAACAAAAAGGUUUAAAAAUUGUUGUAGCGAAUGAUUGUUAUUGUCUCUAGUGUAUCGGCGUUCAAUGACUUAAGUAUAUUGCUAUCUCUAGAUGAUUGUCUAUUUCAUUGAUCAAAUAUGAGAAUACAUGAUUAUGUUUUAUGUCGAUGUGAGGUUAUAAGUAAAUGAAUAGCAUUUAGUAUUAAAUUUAACUAAACAUAUAAAAUAUGAUAAUUAUUAUCUCUACAUGUUAUUUGAUGUUGUAACAAUCGAUGUGAUAAAUAAUAUUAAGUCAAAUACUUUUGUGAUUGCUUUAGUUAUUUAAGCAUUAGUGCCAUUUCCGCUUCCUCUUCUCUGAGAUAUAAUUUUCGAAAGAAACAAAUCUAUUUUUAUAUUUCAUUUAUUAAAUCUUUAAAAGAAGUGUAUCAUAUUUUUAAGGUUGGCCAUGUAGAAUAAGUUUUAAUGUAAUCACCAAAGUGAUACUUGAUCUUAAUGUUGAUAUUAUUUCGGUUUUUUUUACGAUAAAGACUCUAGCAAACAGCCGGCUAGAGUGUAAUGUGAAGUAUACGUACUUAUUGAAUAGUUAUAACCUACAGCUAUGUCGCACUCGUGUGGGCUGUGCUAGAGGCUUUAGUAACUAAGUUUCUUAUGUUAAAAUGUUGAAGUAUUUGUUUGUACUUGAAUUUAUAGUUUCGUAUGACAACUUAAUGACGAUUACAAAAUAUAUGACUUGAAUACA
Ostrinia nubilalis (European corn borer) is the source of this 1906-nucleotide messenger RNA. RefSeq lists its product as uncharacterized. The transcript has 6 exons. The coding region runs from base 12 to 425 and encodes 137 amino acids. NCBI's taxonomy places the organism in Eukaryota, Metazoa, Arthropoda, Insecta, Lepidoptera, Crambidae. The record is from RefSeq and is a predicted model, not a curated record.